Balearica regulorum gibbericeps (East African grey crowned-crane) is the source of this 4393-nucleotide messenger RNA. The record is from RefSeq and is a predicted model, not a curated record. NCBI's taxonomy places the organism in Eukaryota, Metazoa, Chordata, Aves, Gruiformes, Gruidae.
AUGGAGAGCGAAAUAUUCACACCCCUUUUGGAGCAGUUCAUGUCUAGCCCUCUUGUCACCUGGGUUAAGACAUUUGGACCGUUAGCUGGAGGAAAUGGGACCAACCUGGAAGAAUAUGUGGCGCUAGUGGACGGCGUGUUUCUGAACGAAGUCAUGCUGCAAAUUAAUCCAAAGUCCGCUAAUCAGAGGAUAAACAAAAAAGUAAACAAUGAUGCAUCAUUAAGGAUUCAAAAUUUGUCUAUUUUGGUGAAACAAAUAAAAACUUACUAUCAGGAGAAUUUGCAGCAGUUGAUCAUGAUGUCUUUGCCAAAUGUAUUAAUAAUUGGCAAAAAUCCUUUUUCUGAGCCAGGUACUGAAGAAAUAAAAAAACUGCUCCUGCUUUUACUUGGAUGUGCAGUUCAGUGUCAGAAAAAAGAAGAAUUUAUUGAAAGAAUCCAGGGUCUGGAUUUUGACACAAGAGCAGCUGUUGCAGCCCAUAUUCAAGAGGUAACUCAUAAUCAGGAAAAUGUCUUUGAUCUACAGUGGAUGGAUGUGAUUGUAUUGACGCAAGAGUAUGUUGAACCUCUCUUGAAAAAUAUGGCGUUACAUUUAAAAAGACUUAUAGAUGAAAGAGAUGAGCACUCAGAGACUAUCAUAGAACUCUCAGAAGAACGAGACUGUCUCCGUUUUCUACCUCAUGCAUCAGCAGCACAAUCACCUUGUGGAUCUCCUGGCAUGAAACGCACUGAAAGCAGACAGCACCUGUCAGUCGAGCUGGCAGAUGCCAAAGCAAAGAUAAGAAGGCUUAGGCAAGAGCUUGAGGAAAAGACUGAGCAGUUGCUUGACUGUAAACAAGAACUUGAACAGAUGGAAGCUGAACUGAAGAGACUUCAGCAAGAGAAUAUGAAUUUACUCUCAGAUGCCCGUUCUGCCAGAGUGUAUAGAGAUGAAUUAGAUGCUCUUCGUGAGAAGGCAAUUCGAGUCGACAAGCUUGAAAGUGAAGUCAGCCGGUAUAAAGAGAGGCUGCAUGAUAUUGAAUUCUACAAAGCUAGAGUGGAGGAGUUAAAAGAAGACAAUCAAGUUUUGCUAGAAACAAAGACAAUGCUGGAAGAUCAAUUAGAGGGGACCCGAGCCCGUUCUGAUAAAUUACAUGAGUUAGAAAAAGAGAAUCUCCAAUUAAAAGCUAAAUUACAUGAUAUGGAGAUGGAGCGUGAUAUGGACAGAAAGAAGAUUGAGGAACUGAUGGAGGAAAAUAUGACUCUAGAAAUGGCUCAGAAACAGAGUAUGGAUGAAUCAUUGCAUCUUGGCUGGGAACUUGAACAGAUAAAUAGGACUACUGAACUUUCUGAAGUGCCACAGAAAUCACUUGGUCAUGAGGUAAAUGAACUGACGUCAAGCAGAUUACUGAAGUUGGAAAUGGAAAACCAAAGUUUGCUGAAGACAGUGGAAGAACUACAAAAUGCAGUGGGUUCUGUAGAAGGCAGUAGUUCAAGGAUUCUGAAAAUGGAAAAAGAAAACCAAAGACUUAGCAAAAAGCUUGAAGAGCUAGAGAAUGAAAUUAGCCAAGAGAGACAAAGUCUUCAAAACAGUCAAAAUUUGAGUAAAGAUUUGAUGAAAGAAAAAGCACAACUUGAAAAGACACUUGAAACACUUCGAGAAAACUCAGAGCGACAAAUUAAGCUAUUAGAACAAGAAAAUGAACAUUUGAAUCAAACUGUAGCUUCUCUAAGACAACGGUCACAAAUCAGUGCUGAAGCAAGAAUGAAAGAAAUUGAAAAAGAAAAUAAAAUCCUUCAUGAGUCUAUUAAAGAAACCAGCAGUAAGUUAAAUAAGAUUGAAUUUGAAAAAAAGCAAGUCAGGAAAGAACUGGAACACUAUAAAGAGAAAGGAGAGAGAGCAGAAGAACUCGAGAAUGAGCUGCAUCAUCUGGAGAAGGAAAAUGAAUUAUUACAGAAAAAAAUUACUAACUUAAAAAUUACUUGUGAGAAGAUCGAGGCCUUAGAACAAGAAAACUCAGACCUGGAAAUGGAAAACAGAAAACUAAAAAAAACUUUGGAUAGUCUAAAAAAUCUCACAUUUCAAUUGGAAUCCUUAGAAAAGGAGAAUUCACAACUUGAUGAAGAAAAUUUGGAAUUAAGAAGAACAAUUGAAUCCUUGAAGUGUACAAGCAUUAAAGUGGCACAAUUACAGUUAGAAAAUAAGGAACUGGAGAGUGAAAAGGAGCAACUUAAAAAAAGCCUUGAACUCAUGAAAGCCUCAUUUAAGAAAACUGAACGCUUGGAAGUCAGUUAUCAAGGCCUAGACACAGAAAACCAAAGGCUACAGAAAGCCCUUGAAAACAGCAAUAAGAAGAUUCAGCAAUUAGAAAGUGAAUUACAAGAUUUAGAGUCUGAAAAUCAGACUCUGCAAAAGAACUUAGAAGAGUUAAAGAUCUCUAGUAAGCGCCUAGAGCAAUUGGAAAAGGAGAGUAAGUUGUUAGAGCAAGAGACUUCUCAACUGGAAAAAGAUAAGAAACAGCUAGAAAAAGAAAAUAAAAGGCUUCGACAACAAGCAGAAAUUAAAGAUAGUACUUUAGAAGAAAACAAUGUAAAAAUUAGUAAUCUGGAAAAGGAAAAUAAAUCUCUAUUUAAAGAAAUAGUUGUAUAUAAAGAGUCAUGUGUGCGCCUGAAAGAACUAGAAAAAGAAAAUAAAGAACUCGUGAAAAGAGCUACCAUUGAUAAGAAAACCCUCGUCACUUUACGAGAGGACUUGGUGAAUGAAAAAUUGAAGACUCAACAAAUGAACAAUGAUCUAGAAAAACUUGCCCAUGAACUUGAAAAAAUAGGCUUAAACAAGGAGCGUCUCUUGCAUGAUGAACAGAGCAGUGAUGACAGGUACAAGCUUUUGGAGUCAAAAUUAGAAUCCACACUUAAGAAGUCUCUCGAAAUAAAAGAAGAAAAAAUUGCUGCUUUGGAGGCUCGUUUAGAAGAAUCGACAAAUUUAAACCAGCAACUCCGUCAGGAACUUAAAACAGUGAAAAAGAACUAUGAAGCUCUCAAGCAAAGACAAGAAGAGGAAAGGAUGGUUCAGAAUUCUCCUCCAAGAAGUGGAGAAGACAAUCAAUCUGUCAAUAAGUGGGAGAAAGAAAAUCAGGAAACUACUAGAGAAUUAUUGAAAGUUAAAGAUCGAUUAAUCGAAGUAGAAAGGAAUAAUGCUACACUGCAGGCAGAGAAGCAAGCACUGAAGACACAAUUAAAGCAACUUGAGACACAGAAUAGCAAUCUGCAGGCUCAGAUUCUUGCACUUCAGAGACAGACUGUUUCUCUACAGGAGCAAAAUACAACUCUACAAACUCAAAAUGCCAAGCUGCAGGUUGAAAAUUCCACCCUUAAUUCUCAAAGCACAUCUCUAAUGAAUCAGAAUGCACAACUGUUGAUCCAGCAGUCUGCGUUAGAAAAUGAGAAUGAAUGUAUGCUCAAGGAACGUGAGGAUCUGAAAUCAUUGUAUGAUUCACUUCUCAAAGAUCAUGAAAAACUGGAACACCUGCAUGAACGCCAAGCGUCCGAGUAUGAAUCUCUGAUUGCUAAACAUGGAAGUCUUAAAUCUGCGCACAAAAAUCUGGAGGUGGAGCAUAAGGACUUAGAAGAUAGGUACAAUCAGUUGCUGAAACAGAAAGUGCAGCUGGAAGAAUUGGAGAAAGUACUCAAGGUAGAACAGGAGAAGAUGCUGCAGCAAAAUGAGAAACAUGAAACUGUAGCAGCAGAGUAUAAAAAACUUCGUGAUGAAAAUGACAGGCUUACUCACACAUACAGUCAGCUCUUGAGAGAGAAUGAAGUUCUCCAGACUGAUCAUAAGAAUUUGAAAACAUUAUUGAACAAUUCCAAACUAGAACAAACACGAUUAGAAGCUGAGUUUUCAAAACUCAGGGAACAGUACCAGCAACUGGAUAUUACAUCUACGAAACUAAAUAAUCAGUGUGAGCUGCUUAGCCAGCUUAAAGGAAAUCUGGAGGAGGAAAACAGACAUCUACUAGAUCAAAUUCAGACAUUAAUGCUACAGAAUAGAACAUUACUUGAGCAGAAUAUGGAAAGCAAGGAUCUCUUCCAUGUAGAGCAAAGGCAGUACAUUGACAAGCUAAAUGAAUUAAGGCGACAGAAGGAGAAAUUGGAGGAGAAGAUAAUGGAUCAGUAUAAAUUUUAUGAACCGUCACCACCAAGAAGAAGGGGCAACUGGAUUACUCUGAAAAUGAGGAAGCUGAUAAAAUCAAAGAAGGAUGUUAAUCGAGAACGUUUGAAGUCUGUGACCCUUACGCCUACCCGUUCAGAAUCCAGCGAAGGAUUUCUUCAGCUGCCCCACCAGGACAGUCAGGAUAGUUCCUCUGUGGGCUCAAACUCUCUGGAAGAUGGCCAAACCUUGGGGACCAAAAAGAGUAGUA